Nematostella vectensis (starlet sea anemone) is the source of this 4329-nucleotide messenger RNA. RefSeq names its product E3 ubiquitin-protein ligase BRE1. The record is from RefSeq and is a predicted model, not a curated record. The transcript is spliced from 2 exons. The coding region runs from base 102 to 1427 and encodes 441 amino acids. Lineage: Eukaryota; Metazoa; Cnidaria; Anthozoa; Actiniaria; Edwardsiidae.
UGGCGGAAGGACGCUCUAGAGAUCGCUCCUCUGAAAACGUAAUUUCAUCUUCUCCAAGUCCAUCCAGGACUCGCUCAUGGUCAGUAUCAGAUCUCAGUAGCAUGGAUUUAUCGAGACCAGUGGAUUUGUUUGCUUUGUCUUCGCUGAAUUUUACCAAAAAAUGUGAUCAAGUCGCCGAGCUCAAGGGCCUAAAGGAUGAGUCAACUAUCAUCACGAAAGCGCUCGACGGGAAAACAUUAGAAUCACUCAAUAUAUCAGAUCUUAAAACCGAACUGGGAAAGAGAAAGCUUCCGAAAUCUGGUUUAAAAUCGGUGCUUGUAGAAAGACUUAGGACUCACAUCUUAGAUUACGAAAUCUCCCGCCAAAUUUCAAAUUACCAACCGCCACAAAUAGAUCUUGAUAGCACUGUUGAAAGUAAAGCCGACGCCGGCAAUAAACAAGAAACUGAACCGGAAGAAUUAACAUCGACCAACUAUGUUUUCCUAAAGAAGUUUAACGAUCUUGAGCGUGAUGUAUUGGAACUUAAAGAUCUAUACAAAUCAUUUCAGUCCGCUCAAAGGCUUAAAGAGGAAAAUGGUUAUCUGAGAGAAGAGCUUCGGCUAAUAAAGAGUGACAUGGAUAAGAUCAGGGAAGAGAGAGAUUCACUAAAAUUGGUUGUGUCAAUGUUAAGUAAAGAUUUGUACAAAAAUCAUCCUGACAACAAACCCUCGUCACAAGAUCAAGUACUUGAUUUGAAUUGUGAUACAUUGCCCAGCCAAUCAAAAGAUGGAGCUUUGGAAACCGAGACAAAAGAGAGCAACCCAGCCGCGGAAAACAAACGCUCCAAUCAGAAAAAUGCCAACGCAAAACGAAGUCAUAAGAAAUCUAACAAAUCUACGGCCGUAAAUGGAGCUAAGCAAUCUGGAUCAGUACAACAAGAGCACAGAAAGCCCUCUGAGGUAGUCAUCGCUGGUGAUUCGAUGAUUAAGUACAUUAAUGGGUGGAAUUUAUCCAAUGCAUCGCAGCGAGUGAAUGUCAAGUCCUUUUCUGGAGCCCGGGUUAGUGACAUGGCUGACUAUAUUAAGCCAUUGAUUCGCAAAAAAACUGAGAGUAUUGUACUUCACAUCGGAACAAACGAUCUCCGAGACUCGGAGCCCCACAAUGUCGCUGACGGAGUUGUAGAUCUCGCACAUCAAAUCGAAUCUGCUGAUAUUUCUGUAGCUGUGUCGGGGUUAAUAACAAGAUCGGAUUCUGAGGAGCUUACCGGCCGGGUGAAGGAAACGAAUCGUUUACUUCGUUCCUUUUGUAACCAGAACGGUUGGGAAUUUGUCCCUAAUACCAACAUUACAUCGGCUCAUCUAAAUACAAAAGGACUUCACUUGAUCAAGUCAGGCACCCAGGUUUUAGUGAGACCAGGCUCGAUGACACUUAUACAGACGAUGAAUUAAAAAUUCAUGGAUAUGAUAUCUUCAGGAAAGACAGAAAUCGCGAUGGUGGCGGUGUGUGUGUAUAUAUCCGCAGCUCCAUCAAUUGUGUUAAUAGAAAAGAAAUUGUUCCUGAAGAUGUCGAAGCUGUCUGUUUGGAAAUUCGUAAACCAAACAGUCGGCCUUUCAUUGGUAGUGUUGUCUAUCGUCCUGAGUCUCCGAUCGAAUAUUUUAAUUGCUUCGAAGAGUUAAUAAAGGCAGUAGACGAUGAAGACAAAGAGCACGUGAUUCUUGGGGAUUUAAAUUGUUGUUUACUUAAGAAGAAAGUCUUUGAUAAUAAAACAAAAAAGUUAAAAUCAAUUUAUGAAGCAUAUCAACUAUCCCAGUUGAUAAACGAGCCUACGCGUAUAACAAUUGAUUCUAAAAGCCUAAUUGAUCACUUUGUCACAUCGUCUCCUGACAAAAUAAACUCAUCAGGCGUAAUUCACAUUGGUCCGAGUGAUCAUAGUUUGAUCUAUGGAAUAAGAAAGAUAAACCCUUAUAGGUGUGCGCGAGAUAAAGCAAAAACCAUUGAAAUACGUAAUUUUAAACAUUUCGAUCAACAAAAGUUUGUAAAGGACCUCCUUACUCAGUCGUGGGAACAGAUUGUUUUGUGUCAUGACACUAAUGAGAUGUGGGCACAUUGGAAAGACCUGUUUCUAAACGUGUUAGCCAGGCAUGCCCCUGUACAAUCUAAAAGAAAAAAAGCAUUUAAUGUCCCAUGGCUGACCAGAGAGAUCAAAGAUUUAAUUAAUAACAGAGAUAAGUUAAAGCGUAAAGCAAUGGUGAGUAAAUUACGUAAUGACUGGGAUGAUUUUAAGGCAUCCCGAAAUAAAGUAAACAUUGCCUUGCGCCAAGCCAAAUCCAACUAUUAUCGUAAUAAGAUUGCAAAUCAAAAGAAUAAUCCCAAAGAGGCUUGGAAAACGAUAAAUAGUCUACUUGGUCGCACCAAAGAAAAUACAACUGUAAAUGAACUUAAAUUUGACGACCAAAGCCUUUUUUCACAAGAACAUAUUGCCGAAGCAUUUAAUGAUUAUUUUUCUAAUGUUGGUCCAAAAUUGGCAAGUUCAAUGGCAAACCCUAGUAAAUCAUUUGAGCAUUUUAUUAAGCCAUGUAGUGCUCAAAUGUCACGUUUUAAGUUAGUAUCCAAUACAAAAGUACUAAAGCUUUUGGGUUGCCUUUCUAAUGCCAAAGCGACUGGUAUUGACAAAAUCUCUGGAAAAAUACUCAAGUGUGCAGCCCAUGCCAUUUCUCCAUCUCUCACUUACAUUUUUAACAACUCUAUAAUUUCCAACUGUUUUCCAGAUGAGUGGAAAAUGGCUAGGGUUUUGCCCCUCUUUAAAAAAGGCUCUAAGACUAUUCCCGACAACUAUAGACCAAUAAGUAUAUUACCAGUGAUUAGCAAACUAAUGGAAAAAAUAAUGUAUGAACAGUUAUACGAUCAUUUUACAGCAAACCAAAUUUUAUCCGAACAACAAUUUGGCUUUCGAAGACUACACUCUACUGUUUCUGCUCUCCUUGAUAGCACUAAUAGCUGGUAUAUUAACAUGGACAGACAAAAGUUUAAUUUAGUUGUAUUUUUGGAUCUAAAAAAGGCAUUUGAUACCGUUAAUCAUGACAUUUUGCUUCGAAAACUAGAAUUGAAUGGUAUCACUGGAAAUGCCCUUUUAUUAAUUCAAUCUUAUUUGUCCAACCGUAAACAGAAAUGCCAGCUAAACAGUACAGUGUCCUCUGAAAGUAAGAUCACAUGUGGCAUUCCUCAGGGUUCAAUUCUUGGCCCACUUUUCUUCCUCUUAUAUAUUAAUGAUCUACCAGAGUGUCUAUUGCACACUACUCCUAGAUUAUUUGCUGACGCUACAAACUUGACAGCGUCUGGUAGUACUGUAGGGGAAGUUGAGUUGGCCAUGAAUUCGGACCUUGAGCAAGUGAAAGAAUGGCUCUUGGCUAAUAAAUUAAGUCUCAAUGUAGCAAAAACAGAAUUCUUAUUAAUAGGAUCCCACCACAAGCUAAGAACCCUUCCUUGCAAACCUUCUAUUUCUAUUGAUAACAAGGAACUAAAACAAGUUCAGCAAAGUAGGGUUCUUGGUGUGGAAAUUGACGAACACCUAAAUUGGGAUCAGCACAUUGAUUCUCUUGCUAAAAAAGUCAGUUCUGGUAUAGGAGCCAUGAAACGAAUUUCUGAAUUUGCUAAUCAAAAUACAUUAGUCUCUAUUUAUAAUGCAAUCAUCCAACCACACCUUAACUACUGUAGCGAGGUGUUGGAUACUCUUGGGCAAUGUAACACAAUCCGUCUUCAAAAAUUGCAAAAUAGGGCGGCAAGGGUGAUCACAAACAGGUCAAAUGACACCCCUGCCACAGAGGCUCUAGCUGAAUUGGGCUGGCAAAAUUUAGAGACCCAGCGAGCAAAGACAAAAGCCAAACAAAUGUUUAAAGUUUUGCAUGAUAUGGCUCCAAACUGUCUCACGGACCUUUUCAGCUUAAAGAAAAAUAUUACAAAUUACAAUCUCAGAGGCUCCUCCACCUCGCUACAGCUGCCACUCCCAAAAACUGAAUUUAUGAAAAAAAGUUUCAGCUAUGAUGGAGCUAAAUUAUGGAAUUCCCUCCCAGAGGCUAGUCGAGAUUGUACAAGUUUAUCAUCAUUUGUCAGAGAAUUAGAGGCUCACACUUUUAUCUAAACAAAUAAUUAGUUUAGCGUAUUUAUAGUAUUAUAUACCCACAUAGAUCAAGUUUUUUUUCUUUCGUUAUUUAUUUAAAUACUUUUACUUAUAGUUAUAUUUCUAAUUAUUAUAGAUAUAUAUAUAUUUUUUUUUUCACACGCCCCUUGUGGAAAUCAGCUGUUGUUGACGGGGCAAGCGUGUCUUAAAUAAAGUCUAUCUAUCUAUCUAUC